This is a messenger RNA of Callithrix jacchus (white-tufted-ear marmoset), 7585 nucleotides long. Lineage: Eukaryota; Metazoa; Chordata; Mammalia; Primates; Cebidae. The record is from RefSeq and is a predicted model, not a curated record.
AUGUACCUGGAGGAUGAGUACUGGGGAGUGGGAAAGACAGGAAAGAGGAAGGAGAAGAGAGGUCUAAGGACCCAGGAGUCCGUGGACCAGGGCACCUGUGUGGCAGUGGGAAGCUGUCAUGCCUGCCUCUGCCCUCUUGAUACCUGGAAAUCUGAGAAGGAGGCUGGAUUAUGGAGUGACACGCUGCAGAUCUGCAAGGACUAUGUGCCCGGUCAGCUGGAGGCUCUGCAGGAGGAGUAUGAGCGGGAAGCUACUAAGAAGGGGGCCAGGGGUGUGGAGGGACUUGUGGAACAAGCGCGAAACUGGGAGCAGGCUGGAGAGUACAGCCGUGCCGUGGACUGCUACCUCAGAGUGCAAGACUCUGGAAACAGCGGCCUGAUGGAGAAGGGCUGGAUGAAGAGCUGGAAGCAGGUGCCAGCCAAGAUAAACUCAGAGACUUCAAAGCACCAUAGAUGGAAAAAGAUCCAGAAAUUAACAGAUCCACAGAGGAAAGAAACCCUUGGGAUGGCUUGCAGUGAAGCUAACAUGACGUGUGUUUCAGAACUCCCUGGCGACUGGACCCAAAAAAAUACACUCCGGUCAAUAGAGCAGAGACUUCAAAAGAUCUUCCAAAACCUGGAAAGCGCAAGAUUAAAGCUUACGGAACAGGAUUUGCCAGAACCGCAGGAUACAAUUUCUACCUGUACCUCCUCUGUUCUUGUGGCUCAGAAGACUGUUUUACGCUGUUGUGACUAUAAGAAAGAAGAACAUUCUACUGACCACAGCAUCUCCUAUAGAUCAUGCAGUAACUCUUCUGAAAGAACAACUUGGGAAUGCCAGAAGCAUAGUUUAUCUGUUUUCCAGUCAUCUGUGUUAAAACACCAAUCUGAGUUGCUGACCUCACAGUCACAGUUAGAAGAUAAGAAAUCUGUGACCUUAACUCCAGGACCAUGCCUGAAAGGAAUGAAAUUUAUGGAAAUAACUCCAAGUCCACAGCGGGAAGGUGGGAAAUCUGUGGCGAUAACCUUACAGUCACAGAGAGAACAUGUCAGAGCUGUGGAAUUCAUCCCUGAUUCGGAGCUUCAAGAUGUAAAAUCUCUGGAGUUGACUCCAGGUUCAAGAAUUCAAGAUUUUAAAACUGAGGAGUUGGUCCCAGAUACACAGCUGCACGAUAUGAAAGCUGUGAAAUUAAAAUUUGGGCUAAAGAUGCAAGGUGAGAGGCCUAUGGCUUUUGCACCAGAGCCAUUGAUUCAAGGGGUUAAAUCUAUGGAGAUGCUUCAAAGGCCACAGCUACAAAGCAUGAAACCUGAGGAACUGACUUCAGUCCCACAAAUGCAAGAUACGAAAUUUGUGGAAAUUACUCCAUGUUUAAAGCUUCAAAGUUUAAAAUCUAUAAAGGAGACUAAAGAUCCACAUCUGCAAUGUGUAAAAUCUGUAAAGCUUGCACCAAGGCAGAAAAGACUGGUAGUAAAACCUGUGAAUGUAACCAGAGGACAAGAGUUUGAAGAAGUAAAACCUGUGGAUUUAACCCUUGAGCCAGAACAGGAUGGUCAGAAAUCUGUAAACUCACUAGAGCAGCAAUGUGUGAAUUUUGAGCAAGUAAAGAGAGGGUCUGAGUCAGAAGGAAUAAUGUGUUUGGAGUUAAUUCCAGAGUCAAAAUCUAAAGGUAUAAAAUCUGUAGACCUCAAGUCUGACCUACAGUCGAAAGGUAUAAAAUCAUCUGAAUUGGCUCCAGAACCAAAUAUGCAAGAUGUAAAAGCUGAAGAGUUCAAACAUGAACCACAGUUGCAAAGUCUGAAAUGUCCCAAGUUGACUCCAGGACCACAGUUGCACCAAGCAAAACCUUUGGGCUCAACUGCAAAGCCACAGCUUCAAAGUGUGAAAAUCAUGGAGUUAAACAAAGAGCCAGAGCUUGGAAGAAGAAAAUCUAUUCAGUGGAUAACAAGACCUGAGUUCCAAGGUGUAAAAUCUGUAGGAUUAAAUCCUGGGCCACAAUCUCGAAGUGUCAAAUCUGCAAAGUUGAAACUUUCCUUACAGUUGGGAGAUAUGAUAGCAUCUAAAUUGGUUCUAGCACCAAAACUUCAAGGUGCAAAACCUAUGGAGUUUAACCUUGGGGCACAGUUGCAGUGUGUAAAAGCCCCUGAGUUGUCUGCUGGACCACAAUUACAAAAAGGGAAAAUUUUGGCUUCAGGCUCAGAGCCACAAGUUCAAGGUGUGAAAACUGUGGAGUUAAACCAAGACUCACAGCUUGGAAGUGUGAAAUCAGUGCAGUGGAUACCAGGACCUGAGUUCCAAGGUGUGAAACCUACAGGGUUAAAUCUUGGUUCACAAUCUCAAGUUGUCAAACCUGCGGAGUUGAAAUCUUCCAUAGAGUCAGGAGGUGUAAAGUCAUCUCAACUGCCUCUAGGGCCAAAACUUCAAAGUGCAACAUCUAUGGAGUUUAACCUAGGGUCACAGGUGCACUGUGUGAAAGCUGCUGAGUUGUCUCAAGGACCACAGCUGCAAAAAAGGAAAAGUCCAGCAUCAAGCUCAGAGCCACAACUUCAAGGUGUGAAAACUGUGGAGUUAAACCAAGACUCACGGCUUGGAAGUGCAAAAUCUGUGCAGUGCAUACCAGGUCCUGAGUUCCAAGAUGGAAAAACUGGAGGGCUAAAUCUUGGUUCACAAUCUCGAGGUGUCAAACCUGCAGAGUUGAAAUGCUUUGUAGAGUCAGGAGGUGUAAAAUCAUCUGAAUUGAUUCUAGGGCCAAAAAUUCAAGGUGCAAAACCUGUGGAGUUUAACUAUGGGCCACGGUUGCAAUUUGUGAAAACUCCUAAGUUGUCCCAAGGACCACAGUUGCCGAAAGGGAAAAUUCUGGCAUCAACCUCAGAGCCACAGCUUCAGGGGGUAAAAACUGUGGAGUUAAACCAAGACUCACAGCUUGGAAGUGUGAAAUCUGUGCAGUGGAUACCAGUACCUAAGUUCCAAGGUAUGAAAUCUAUGCUAAAAUGUGGUUCACAAUCUCAAGCUGUCACACCUGUAGAACUGAAAACUUCAAUACAACUAAGAGAUGUGAAGUCAUCUGAGUUGACUCCAAGGCCAAAGCUCCACAGUGUACCACCUUUGACAUCACUCCAGAAACAUCAGGUGCCAGUGUUCAAAACUAUUGAUUUGAAAUCUGGGUUACAGUUGAGAAGUGUGAAGUCAUGUGGCCCAAUUUCAACAUCAAAGCUCUGUGAUAUAAAAUCUAUGGCAUUCAAACCUGGGCUUCAUUUGCAAGAUGUGAAAUCUUCUGAGUUGACCCCAAGACCACAGCAGCACAAAGUGAAACCCUUGCAGGCAUAUCCAAGAACACAGCAGCAAGAUGUGAAGUCCCUAGUGUUUACACAAGAGUCACAGUUUUCAGGGGUGAAAUCUGGAGUAUUAAGCCAAGAGCUACAAUUACAAAGUGAUAAAACCGUAGCGCUCAACUUCUUACUACACUUGAAAAGCACGAAAUCAUCCGAGUUGGCUCAGACAAAGCUUCCAGGUACGAAAUCUGAGGAGUUUAGCUCUGGGCCACAAUGGCAAUGUGUCAAAUCUUUUAAGUUGAACCCUAAGACAAAGUCCCAAGACAUGAAAUUUAUAGAGUUAAACCCCAGCUCACAGUUGAAAAAUAUCCCACAUUCUGAUUUGACCAUGAAGACCAAGAUUCAAGGUGUCAAAUCUACAGACUUCAAACCUGGGCCACAGUUGCAAAGAGUGAAAUCUUCUGAGUCGAUAUCAAAGACAAAGCUUCAAGAAGUGAAGUUAGUGGAAUCCAACUCAGGUCCACAGUUGCAAGAUUUGAAAUCUUCUAGGUUGAUCAUAGGUAUACAGCUUCAAGACAUUAAGUCUAUGGAUUUCAGUUCUGGACCACAUUUACAGAGUGUGAAAUCAUCUGAAAUGAUUCCAGGGGUGAAGCUUCAGGGUGUGAAACCUGUAGACUUCAAACCUAGUCCAAAGUUACAAAGUGAGAAAUCUGAUUUGACCCUGGGGAGAAAGUCUCCAGGUGUGAAAUCUGUAGAGCUGGAAUCAGGCCCACAGUUACUAGAUAUAAAAUCUUCCAAUCUGAUCACAGGUAUAAAGUUCAGUUCUGGACAACACUUUCAAGAUAUAAAAUCUUCUGAGGUAACCUCAGGGACAAGGCUUCAAAGUAUGAAAGCAAUGUAUUUCAAUUCUGGACAACAGAUACAAGGUGAAAAAUCUUCUGAGUUGAUUCAAGGAACAAACUAUCAAGAUGUAAAAUCUGUAGAAUACAACCAUGGUCCAAAGUUACAAGGUGUGGCAUCUUCUCAGUUAACCCCAGAGACAAAGCUUCACGGUGGGGAAUCUGUGGAGUUCAACUCAGGCCCACAGUGGCAAGAUGUGAAAUAUUGUAAUUCAAUCAAGGGGACAGAACUUCAAGACGUAAAAUCUAAGCAGUUCAGUUCUGAAUCACAAUUACAAGGUACGAAAUCUUCUGAAGAGAUCCCAGUGACAAAGCUUCAAACAGCGAAAUCUGUGGGGCUCAUGCCUAGGCCAGUGCAGCAAGAUGUAAAAUCUUUUGAAUUGUCUCUAGGUACAAAGGUACAGGAUAGGACUUCGUUGGGGUUAAACUCAACCUCACAGUUACAAGAUAGAAAAUUAUUUAUGUCGACACCAGGGAUACAACAUCAAGGUGUGAAAUCUGUAGAAUUGAAUCCUGGGGAAAAGUUGCAAGAUAUAAAUUCUGGGUUGAUAAAGCUUCAGACAGUGAACUCUACAGAAGGCAACCAUGACCCAGAAUUGCAAGUUGCACAACUCUCUGAGUUGGCCUUGGGAUCAAAGAUUCACAGUGUGGCACCUUCUGAGUUCAAUACUGAAAAGCAGCAGCAAGAUGAGAAAUCUCAUAAAUUGAAUCUGUGGCCAGACCUUCAAAGUGUUAAAUCUACGGGGUUCGAUCCUGGACCACAUUUGCAAUAUAGGAAACCUUCAGAAUUAUGUACAGGGACAAAGCUUCAAGAUGUAAAAUCUAUGAAAUUCAAUCUUCAGGAACAGUUGCAAGGUGUGAAAUCUGAGUGGCACUUUGGAACAAGGCUUCAAGGUAACCAAUCUUUAGAUUUCAACCCUGGGCCACAGUUGCAAGGAAUAAAAUCUGCCAAGUUUAAUCCUGGGCCUGAGCUUCAAGGUAUGAAAUCUAAGGUGUUCUGCCUUGGACCACAUUUGCAAGAUGUGAAUUCUUCUGCAUCCAUUCCAGAGCCACCACCUCAGUGUGCAAAUUCUAUUGGGUGCAACCGUGGGCCAUGUUUGCAAGGUGUAAAUUCUUCUGCAUCUAUUCCAGGCCCUAAACUUCAGUGUGUAAGUUCUAAUGGGUUCAACUCUAGGUCAAACUUGCAAGGUAUUAAUUAUUCUGCAUCCAUUCCAGAGACACCAUUUCAGGGUAUAAAUUCUAUUGAGUAUAAUUCUAGGCCAGAUCCACAAAGUGAGAAUUCUUCCACAUCCAUUCUAGGGCCCAAACUUCAGUGUGUUAAUCCUAAUGGGUGCAACCCUGGGUCAUAUUUGCAAGGUGUGAAUUCUUCUGCAUUCACUCCAAAGCCACCACUUCCGUGUGUAAAUUUUAAUGGGUGCAAUCCUGGGCUGCACUUGCAAGGUGUAAAUUCCUCUGCACCUAUUCCAGGGCCAAAACUUCAGUGUGCAAAUUCUAUUGGGUGCAGCCCAGGGCCACAUUUGCAAGGUGUGAAUUCUGCAUUAAUGCCACAGCCACAAGCUCUGUGUGUAAAUUCUAUUGGGUGCAACACAGAGCCAUAUUUGCAAGGUAUGAAAUCUCCCGAAUUAACUUCAGUUUCAAAACUUCAAGGUAUGAAGUGUUCUGAAUCGAACCCAGGAACAGAAAUUCAAAGCAAGACAUCUUUGAUGUUCAACCUUAGACCACAUUUGCAAGAUUUAAAAUCUGAUUUGACACCAGGGUCAAAGUUUCUACGUGUAGCACCUUUGGAAUGCAACCCUGGGCCACAGGUGCAGUGUGCAAGUUCUUCUCAGUUGAAUCCAGGGCUAAAGUUACGACGUGUAAAUUCUAUGGAGUGCAAACUUGAGCCACAUUUGCAAGGUGUAAAAUCAGGGUCAAAAUUUCAAGUUAUGAAAUCUGAGUUGCAUCCAGGGCCAGAGCUUCAAAGUAUAAAAUCUGUUAUGUUCAGCUCUGUGCAACAUUUACAAGAUGUAAAAUGUGAACUGACUUCAGGGGCAAAAUUUCAAGAUGUAACACCAAAGGAGUUCAACGCUGGCCCAAAGCUGCAAGGUAUGAAUUCUUCUGAGUUGAAUUCAGAGUCAGAAUUUCAAAGCAUAAAUUCUAUCAACUUCAAUCCAGGGCCACAGAUACGAGACAUGAAGACCUCUGAACUGAACCCUGGGUCAGAAUCUCAAGGUACAAAAUCUAUUCUGUUCCAUCCCAGACCACACUUGCAUGGUGUGAAAUCUUCUGAGUUAACUCCAGGGACUAAGUUUAAAGGAGUCCAAUUUUGGGGGAAGCACCUUGGCUCACAGCAAGCUGUGCAACCUGCAUUCACUUUGGGUCCUCAGAUAAAUGGUACAAAAUCUGAGGUAUUCUUACCAGAGCCACUGCUUAAAGAUGUCAAGUCUGUGGACACAAAUAAGCAGCCAUUGCUUUAUGAUGCAAAUACUGCAAAAAUGAUUUCAGCCUCUGAGCUGCCAGAUUUAAAAUAUGAGGUAUUUACACUAGAGCCAUGUUUUCAAAAAGCAAAAUCUGUGGAGUUAAAACCAGAACCAUAUCCUCAAGGUAUGAAAUCCGUGGAGUUAAAACCAGAACCAUAUCCUCAAGGUGUGAAAUCUGUGGAGUUAAAAUCAGAACCAUAUCCUCAAGGUGUGAAAUCCGUGGAGUUAAAACCAGAACCAUAUCCUCAAGGUGUGAAAUCCGUGGAGUUAAAACCAGAACCAUAUCCUCAAGGUAUGAAUUCUGAGGAGUUAAAACCAGAACCAUAUCCUCAAGGUAUGAAAUCCGUGGAGUUAAAACCAGAACCAUAUCCUCAAGGUAUGAAAUCCGUGGAGUUAAAACCAGAACCAUAUCCUCAAGGUGUGAAAUCCGUGGAGUUAAAACCAGAACCAUAUCCUCAAGGUAUGAAUUCUGAGGAGUUGCAUUCACACGUCAGGCAGCAUAAUGUAAGAUCUAUGCUAUUUGUAUCAGAGCCACUUUCUCGAGAUGUGAAAUCUGUGAAGCCAACUCUAUGGCCACAACCUCGAAGUGUAAGUUCUUUGACAUCAAGCUUUAGGUCACAAUGCAUUAAAUCUGUGGCCUUUGCACUGAAGCCAUGUUUUCAAUAUAUAAAACCUAUGGAGCUGACACCAGGGGACAAACAGCAAGGUAUAUAUUAUCAGGAGUUGACUUCAGGAUGGCAAGAUGUGAAAUCAAUGGUACCCGAGCCAACUAGGAAGUUCUCAUCAGGACCAAUGUUGACUACUGUCAGAUUUUCAACUUUGUCUCCAGAAUCACAGCAUCAAGGCAUGAAAUCUUCAGAGUUUACUAUAGAGCCAAAGUUGCAAAGUGUAAAACAUGUGAAAUUGUCUUCAGUCUUUUCUAAGACCCGAGAAACAAGUACAUAAUAAAAAAUUGUUUUAAGUUCUUAUAAUUCUAUAU